Octopus sinensis (East Asian common octopus) is the source of this 507-nucleotide messenger RNA. Its product is annotated as threonine--tRNA ligase 1, cytoplasmic-like. Gene Ontology annotation, cellular component: mitochondrion; cytoplasm. Gene Ontology annotation, biological process: threonyl-tRNA aminoacylation. Lineage: Eukaryota; Metazoa; Mollusca; Cephalopoda; Octopoda; Octopodidae. Gene Ontology annotation, molecular function: ATP binding; threonine-tRNA ligase activity. The record is from RefSeq and is a predicted model, not a curated record. The transcript has 2 exons.
AUGAUUUAUAAAACCCAGCCACGGUCUUAUCGAGAGUUGCCGAUCAGAUUGGCCGAGUUUGGAGUUGUCCAUAGAAAUGAGUACUCGGGGGCACUCACAGGACUCACUCGAGUUCGAAGAUUCCAGCAAGACGAUGCUCAUAUAUUUUGUCGGGUAGAUCAGAUUCGAGACAGUCUCAAAUUCGCAGAAUCGGUUUAUUCCAAAUUGGGUUUUUCUGUGAAAUAUGUUCUUUCGACUCGACCGACUAAUUUUAUGGGCUGUCAAGAAACGUGGACUAUCGCCGAGAAAGUUGUGUUUAUUUUUAUUUUCUAGCAAUUAAGCGAUGCCUUGGUGGAUUUUGGAUGUUCAUUCUCCACAAGUCCUGGCGAGGGGGCAUUUUACGGGCCAAAAAUCGACAUGAUAAUUUGUGAUGUGCUUGAGAGACCUCACCAAUGUGGGACAAUACAGUUGGACUUUCAUUUGCCUCAAAGGUUUGAUCUCUUCUAUGUCAAGUCGGUCAAUUUUUGA